GUAGUGCUGUCGCUGGCGCUGUGGGAGGCUGCGCCGUAAAGCACUGUACCUCUCCCGUAAACAAUAGUUUCUACUCGGUUGGAAAAAAAAAGAAAUAUGUAGUGUCGUUGACGAUGCGUCAGUUAUUGUGUGAAGAGAAAUAUUGUCCGCAACAGAGUCAUGACGGCGGCCUCGGGAGCAGGCCUGCUGUUGGCUGUCGUCUGGGGCCUGAUCGUGGUUGUCUCGCAGGCACGGCCGCCAAAGUCCAAGGCGCCACCGUCGUGGAAGCUGCAUGUGGACCUUCACUACGUGAGGACCUGCCCCGAACACCCCAUCAUGUCCUGCCCUGCCACCAACUACUUCCUGAACAAGGAUGGCGAGCUCAUGUACAACGCGACCUGCGUCGUCUCCAAGAACGUCAAAGAUAUUACCGAGGCGACCUUCAAGCUGACCCGGUGCCGCGACGCGGUCUCCUCCAACACCUGCGAGUACUACAAGACGUUCCAGUGGUCAAUCGGGAUCUGCGAGCUCUUGAAAAUCAACUCGCUGCCCCUCGGCCAGAUGUGGAGCAAGUGGUCACCUCCUAUGUACUGUCCAAUUUCAGCCGGCAACUACACGAUGACCAACGUGAAGAUCAACAUCCAGGACGCGGGGAAGCUCAUAGACCUGCCGGGCUACGUGUGGAUAGGCACAGCGACCAUGCGGGCAGGCAACGAGCUGUUUGACUGCAAGACGUUCGAGUUUAAGGCGACUAAAACGCGGGCAUGACCCAUAGUUAUUUCUUUUCCAUACAUUUAUUAGAAACCUCCCAGCACUAUUUCUUUUUGCUAUGAUUUUGGACAGCUGGUUUUACAUCAGAAACUCAGCAAGUGUUUGAAAAUCGCACAUUCGAAGGUAUGUGAACACGGUCGUGCAUCAUAGAAACAUAUGUGUGUAAAUUUCAAAGCAAAUAAAAAAAGUGUACGGGC
Molecule: messenger RNA, 947 nt
Organism: Frankliniella occidentalis (western flower thrips)
Lineage: Eukaryota; Metazoa; Arthropoda; Insecta; Thysanoptera; Thripidae
Exons: 4
Coding region: 160-747 (195 amino acids)
Source: RefSeq, a predicted model, not a curated record